Molecule: messenger RNA, 2963 nt
Organism: Ixodes scapularis (black-legged tick)
Lineage: Eukaryota; Metazoa; Arthropoda; Arachnida; Ixodida; Ixodidae
Gene: cutlet
Product: chromosome transmission fidelity protein 18 homolog
Exons: 22
Coding region: 162-2924 (920 amino acids)
Molecular function (GO): ATP binding; ATP hydrolysis activity
Source: RefSeq, a predicted model, not a curated record
AGCGGUCACUUCAAUUUUUACCCAGACAAAACUUAAUUUAACUUUCCUUUAUUGGAGUUUUCUCUACAUUUCCUUGAAUUCUGCGUUCCUGGCUUCACCAUGAAGCGUAUCACCGCGUUUUAACUAACGAAUCUCGCCCGCAGAAGCCAACACAUUGAGAGAUGGACGACGACUUUUACGACGAGUACGAAGACCUCUACGCCGACGAGCUCGAGUUGGCGGACGAGCUACAUUCGCAUGAGCCAGCUUUGCCGACGGAGCGGGUGUUGUUAGGGCGAGACGAUGGCCUGGACUCCGAUACUCCACGCACGACGACAACCAUUUCAGCAAAGAGAAUGUCUGAUCAGCUCGUUGACGACUGUCCUCCACGAACACCCACACCCUCCCUCCAAUCCGUCCGGAAGAGGCUAAAACUGAACAACGAGCCGACAGCAGACGACUUCUUCCUUGGUCCCGACUCUCCACAAGAACUGAUCAUGGACGAGGACGCAGAUGAGAGGAGCACAACCAACCCGAGACGUCCGCCGUCUAGGCAGCAGAACCUGUCGCAGUUAGAACCACUCUUCAGCGAGACGCAGUUCGAACCAGACGACGUGCAGGCGGAUCACAUUGCCGGAACGUCGACCCCGACGUCGUCUGCUGCGUGCUGGACAGACGAGUCUUCAUAUGCCCUCAGUUUAAGACUCAGGGUCCACGAAGGUCGGCUCAAGUUUGUGGGGCUCCGAGACGAGACGUGGUGUGACAAUGUCGAGGAUCUGCACGUUAGAAGCCACAGAGGAAACCUGCUCUCUCGGCCGUUCUGGGACAUCUGGACAGAAGCGCGAGAGGAGUUGGAGCGGAGGAAAUCGCUGCCCGACAAACCGGACGGCGUAGUGGAAAACCACGCGACCCAGUCUCUUCCCGAAGGCCUCGAAGCGGGGAAGCCAAGCGAAUGCGUCGACGGGGUGGUGUCUCCCGUGGCUGCGUCCCUUUGGGUUGAGAAGUAUCGGCCACGGCACUUCAUGGAACUCCUGAGCGAUGACGGGGUCAAUCGCACCUUGCUCCAGUGGCUGAAACUCUGGGACUGUGUGGUGUUCGGUCGUAACCCUAAGCCCAAACCCCAUCCGGAAAAGUUGCAGCAGCCAGGAACUGGCAACAACACCUUCGUAAAGAAGUUCCUCCCGGAACUUAGUCAGGAGUUGGACGAGCACAAGAGGCCCCAACAAAAGGUGGUGCUCUUGUACGGCCCUCCUGGUCUCGGAAAAACGACCCUCGCUCACGUCAUCGCAAGACACGCAGGCUACAACGUCGUGGAACUCAACGCCAGUGAUGACCGAAGCCCCGAGGUGUUCAAGACCACUCUCGAAGCUGCCACCCAAAUGAGGGCGGUGCUGGGCCAGGAUCCCCGUCCCAACUGCCUCAUCAUCGACGAGAUUGAUGGGGCGCCAGCCGCCUCUAUCAACAUGCUUGUGAACAUGAUCAAGUCUAGUGGGCCGACGAACACUGGCACAGGCAAGAAGCGGUCAAGGAAAGAGGGCAGUCUCCUCCUCAGACCUGUCAUCUGCAUCUGCAACGAGCUGUACGUCCCGGCGUUGCGGCCUCUGCGACAGAUUGCACUUGCUCUGCACUUCCCCCAGAUUGCAAAGACGAGGCUCGCCUCUCGGUUGCAAGAGAUCAUGCGUCGUGAACGGAUGAAAGGUGACACUGCAGCCAUUCUGGCGCUGUGUGAGAAAGCUGAAAACGAUGUCCGUUCCUGUCUGUCCACUCUCCAGUUUGUACAAAGUCGCAAGCAGCAACUGACACUGACAGAUGUGCGCACAUUCAACGUGGGGCAGAAGGAUAUCCAGAGGGGUCUGUUCUCCGUCCUGCAAGAGGUCUUUCAGAAGCCUCGAAACGACAGGAAGGCGUACCGACAGCUCUAUGGCGACGAGGACCUGACACUGUCCAGACUCCGGAGUCCCGAAGACCUGAGGUUUGAAAACCUGGUCCAUUCAACGCAGGCUUUUGGAGACUACGAAAAGUUUGUGCAGGCGCUGUUCGACAACUAUGUGCACGUCAACUUCAAGGAUCCCAACUUCCAGACUAUUCAGCAAGGUCCCGAGUGGCUGUGCUUUGUGGAUGGACUGCUGAACACUGUCCACCGCCUACAGAACUACUCGCUCUACCCGUACCUCCCCUAUGUCGCACCAGCCUUCCACUGCGCCUUCUCAGUGUUGCCUUACACCAAGAUGGUGUUCCAGAACUCCUUCCUCGAGGCCCGUGGGAAGGAGACGCAGCUGUCCAACAUCCUUUCAUCCCUGCGGGCGGACACGUCGCCCCAGAGUCGCUGCUACCUCACGGGGAGCACCCUGGUGCUCGACGUUCUGCCCUGGCUCACGGGCAUCCUCCAGCCCACCAUCAGGCCGGUGAACACCCAGCUGUUCAGCGCUGAAGAGCGGCAGAAACUUCAGCAGGUCAUCUCAGUCAUGGCUUCAUUCAACCUGACUUAUCACCAGGCACGGACAGCCGACGGCGUCUACCAGUACGCACUUGAACCGAGCAUCGACGAAGUGACGAGAUUCCCUGGCGUCACCCAACCGCCGCAGCUGACAUACGCAACCAAGCAGCUCAUUGCCAGAGAGCUCGAGGUAGAAAAAAUGCGGAGGGGCGACGUCCCCGACGUUCCCGUGCCUGUGAAAGAAACCCACCGAAAUCCGACCGCGGUGGCGACUCCCUGGAAGCCACCGCCAAAGCCCAGUUUCAAGCCUGUGGAGGAGUCACCAAGGGUUGUUCUGGACUUCUUUGGUCGUGUGAUUCAGAAGCCAAUUCAAGGGGCCAGUGCUGGGUCUUCGUCAGGUGCUGACAGAUGCAGCGGUGGCCUUGGCUCCGGACAGAUUUAUUACCAGUUCAAAGAGGGUUUCAGCAAUGCGGUGCGAAGGACAGUGCGAAUGAAGGACCUCUUGUAAAUAGUACACAAUAAAUUCAUUCAGUUUCUGCAAAGCCAA